CACACACCACACACUCCUCAAGGAAUCGUGUUUUCGCGGCCGCCCGGCGCCAGUCCCUCUCAGCACCCAGCAUGUAGGGGCCGGGCGGCUGCCAUGAACUCCGGAGCCAUGAGGAUCCACAGCAAAGGACAUUUCCAGGCAGGUGGAAUCCAAGUCAAAAAUGAAAAAAACAGAUCAUCCUUGAAAUCUCUGAAAACUGAUAAACCGGAAAAACCCAAACAUAAACCACUUUGGGGAAAAGUAUUUUACAUUGAUGUGCCUUCCAUUGCCCUAUCGGAGAAACUGCAAAAGGACAUUAAGGAUCUGGGAGGGAGAGUGGAAGAAUUUCUCAGCAAAGAUAUUAGUUAUCUUAUUUCAAAUAAAAAGGAAGCUAAAUUUGCACAAACCUUGGGUCGAAUUUCUCCUGUACCGAGUCCAGAAUCUGCAUAUACUGCAGAAACUACUUCACCUCAUCCUAGCCAUGAUGGAAGCUCAGUCAAGCCUCCAGAUUCAAUGUGUUUGAGCAGAGGAAAAUUACUAGUUGAAAAAGCUAUCAAGGACCAUGAUUUAAUUCCUUCAAAUAGUAUAUUAUCAAAUGCCUUAUCAUGGGGAGUAAAAAUACUUCAUACUGAUGACAUUAGAUACUACAUUGAGCAGAAGAAAAAAGAAUUGUACUUACUCAAAAAAUCAAGCACUUCUGUUAGAGAUGUGGGGAAAAGAAUAAGUAUUGGCACACAGAAAGCAAGAACAGGUAGACUGAAAAAACCUUUUGUAAAGGUGGAAGAUGUGAGCCAACUUUACAGACCAUUUUAUCUUCAGCUGGCCAAUGUGCCUAUUAUAAAUUACUCUAUUCAGAAGCCCGCCAGUCCAUUUGAUGUAGAUAAGCCAUCUAGUUCCCAAAAGCAAACUCAGGUUAAACUAAGAAUCCAAGCAGAUGCUGAAAAAUGCAGUGGAAUCCCGGUUCAGCUUCAACUGAAAGAGAAGAAGAAAAAAGGAUACUGUGAAUGUUGCUUACAGAAAUAUGAAGAUCUUGAAACUCAUCUUCUCAGUGAGCAGCACAGAAACUUUGCACAGAGUAAUAACUAUCAAAUUGUUGAUGAUAUUGUAUCUAAGUUAGUUUUUGACUUUGUGGAAUAUGAAAGGGACAUGCCUAAGAAGAAAAGAAUAAAGUACAGUGCUGGAUCUCUUUCUUCCGUUACUGCAAAUGUCCUGAAAAAGACUGAACCAAAAGAAAAGCUAGAACUGCAGCAUAUUUCUCAGAAAGACUUCAGGGAGAAUAAUGUACAGGUGAUCGAACAGAGUUUCUUAAACAAAGAAACCCAGGAACCUGAACAAAAGUUUGUGUUUAUUUCAGAGCCCAUUCCCUGCCCUGCAAGCGGAUUGAGAGGCCUUCAUGAGAAAACAACUAAUAAACAUACUGUGUUAAGUCCAGCUGAAGAUGAUAUAAAGCAAAAUCUUACACAUCUACCUCAAGAUACAAGUAAACAGGAACGUAUUCUUGACAUUUCUGAGCAAUUAAUAAUAAAUGAAAAUGACUUUGAAGAACUUAAUGUUGAUCGCUGUCAUUGUACGCUACAAACAUCUGUACAAAUAUCUAAUUUCCAUACAGACAAUAGUGCAUCUCAACGGAAACAGAAGUCUGAUGCUGUGCUUUAUCCAGCAAAUGAUAUGAAGGAGAAAGACCUUCAUUCAAUAUGUGGUCAUGAUUCUGAUUUGUGGACAAUAAAGGGUCCACAUGAGCACCUAAGAAGUCAUGUAAAUACUCCGCCCCAGAUUCCCGAGGAACUUAAUGAAUGUGAUGUCAAGAAUAUGGAUGGUCUAACUUGUAGUAGAAUCCAUCGAAAAGUAAAAAUAUUAUUAGGAAGAAAUAAAAAAGAAAAUCUUGAACCAAAUGUGGAAUUAGAUAAGAACAGAACUGAGUUCAUUACACAAGAAAAAAGCAUAAUUUGUAGUUCUCCAGUACAGUCUCUACUGGAUGUAUUUCAGACAAGUGAAGAGAAGUCAGAAUUCUUGGGUUUCACAAGCUACACUGAAAACAGUGGUGUAUGUGAUGUUUUAGAUAUUUGGGAAGAGGAAGAUUCAGACAAUCUCUUAUCAAUGUUUUUAUCUUCUCCUUCAACGUCUACAUUUACAGGCUUUUAGAUCUCAAAAAUACCUUUUAAAUAUGUUGAUUAUAUUUUUGGAUUUUUUUAUAAAUGUAUAACAAAAUUUCCAAUUUUGUUUACAGAAAUGAACGUAAAUAAUAAAGGUGGUAUUUGCAUUUUUCAACAGAAUCAAAUAUCCAUUAUAGAAAAGUUAUAGAACAAACUUGUGACCUAUCUUAUUUUACAUGCCAUGUUCAUAAUUAUUUACUAAGAAUUAUUAUGAGUAAUAAGUUGGCUUUAUGUCACUAAAAAUAAUUUCAAGUGAAAAUUUGAAUAUAAACAUUUAGCAUUAUUUAUACUAUUAAGUUUCCACAAUGACAGGACUUUUGACAUAAAUUUCAUGAAUGACAAGUUUUAUACAGAAAAAAUAAUUUGCAUUCUAAAAAUUGUUUUCUAGAAAUAUUGGCACUUGAAGGUGUCCUAAUUGGACCAUGAUAAUACAUCAGUACUGAGGAGUUAGGCUCUUUGUUAGGGAUAAUUAGAAUGCAUGAGGAAGAAAACCAAGCUGCCACAUGAAAUAAAAUAUU
This is a messenger RNA of Sorex fumeus (smoky shrew), 2650 nucleotides long. It is a transcript of the gene DBF4, whose product is annotated as DBF4 zinc finger. The record is from RefSeq and is a predicted model, not a curated record. The coding region runs from base 94 to 2121 and encodes 675 amino acids. Gene Ontology annotation, biological process: positive regulation of nuclear cell cycle DNA replication; regulation of cell cycle phase transition. Gene Ontology annotation, cellular component: Dbf4-dependent protein kinase complex; nucleus. Gene Ontology annotation, molecular function: nucleic acid binding; zinc ion binding; protein serine/threonine kinase activator activity. The transcript is spliced from 12 exons. NCBI's taxonomy places the organism in Eukaryota, Metazoa, Chordata, Mammalia, Eulipotyphla, Soricidae.